AUGAUCGACGGGCCCCACGUGCCGAGUGAGACGUCCAUCCCGUUGCUGACAUCUGGGACAUCGGAGACGACAAGCCCUCCCACACAGCUUGGUACACAAGACCCUCGAGACGAUGCUCACACUUUGCUUGCUCAUCAUCACCGAGGCGUGGUCCUCCCUCAGCAUGUCCAUGCCGGCGAGCCCGAGGAUUUGGAGAAGCAGUGGCAAGAAGCGGUGGCUCCUGUCUUGACUGAACAAUGUAAUAUUGCUGGAGAUCUUGCAUUGCGAGUGGGCAGUCUCGAAAGUGAAGUCAACGUGGCCAUCGCGGCUCGUCUCGAGAAGCUUGAAAAAGAGGUCUUUGCUGUGUCAUGUAGGCUGCAGAUGAAUCAGCUCGACUUCGAUGCAAAGGGCCCUACAAGCAGAAGUUGCAUGAUCGGAGUGAUCGAGGCUGACCCGAAGAGGGCCAUCGAGAGGCUGGACAGCAAACUGGAUGCUGCCGUGCACCAGCUAAUAGAGCAGGUUCAACAGCUGCGAUCAGUGACAAGCGAACGAUUCCGCGAAACAGAACAGAAGAUCGCGGACUGUGAAGCCGCCUUGACAGUCUGCGCACCGCCUGGGAGGGAGGUUGGUAGGGAGGCUGACGGGCUCCUACAGAGUGACCUGCAGGACUUUCGGCCGACAGGCCCUGGCCCUGCACUUGCAAAGACUACGAGCAGCAGGAGUCCAGGGCGACUCGACCCAGUGGGUGCUCUUCGGAACGCCUCACCCGCAGCUCGGCCACUUUGCCGUCGGCGUGGUUGGGCUUCUGGAGCUUUCCGGACUGCCCCGGCUAGCCCCUCCGUCCAACCACUCCAAACUGAGAGCGUCGAUUUCUUUGUGCCACGUGCCGCUGCAGCAGUACUCCCUGAUGCCAACAUCCAAGAGCUAGUCCACAGGGUUUCAGAGAUGCAGCGCGAGGCCGUGCCAAACGUCUCAGGUGCGUGGGAUGUUUCGGAUCGAAUAGCAAGCGAUCUCGGUGCUGAGGUUUCACCGAUUGAUACAGAUGACAUGGAUGCAUGGUAA
This is a messenger RNA of Symbiodinium sp. CCMP2592, 1041 nucleotides long. Lineage: Eukaryota; Dinophyceae; Suessiales; Symbiodiniaceae. The record is from the annotation of a GenBank genome assembly.